AUGCAGAAAGAGCAUCAAUCUCUCAAAAAUCAGGAAGCAUUAAUCAUAGCAAAAGACUCCUUUAGGCAGGUUGAGUGGAUGGCGGCUCGUAACAACGACAUCCGAGAUAGAUUUUGGAAAAAAGGUCGAUCUGAGGUGACAAGUAGUGAUGAUUACAAAUCGCAAGAAGAAAUGGAACAAGUCUCGCCUUCGCCAACCCCGUCCAAGCCCGUCACUCCGAUUAAGCGUACACGACUCGAACAGUGGGAAGAGAGUGAUGACGUGAUUGAAGGAGAGGAGACCCCGGGUGAAGAAAAGGAUCUGACUUCAAAGCAUCCAAAGCGACGUAGGCCACAUGCCCCUUUGCUGAGCCUUGUGCCAUCAGACGACGACGACGAAGAUGAAGUUGAGAACCGUAAAGACGAAGGCAAUCUCCAAGAGAUCGACCAUGAAGAUGAAGAAGAUGCACCUUUGCCGGACGAGGCUACCCUCUUAUUUGGUCAAGCUGAGAAUAAAUGGGUUCUCCCAUCUGGCAAAAACGUUGGAGAAAUCUUCGUGGAAAAGAUUGGCAACAAUUCUGAAGCAUUCAAGUACAAAAAACGGCCAACAGCAAUUGAAAAGGCCACUUUACGUUAUGGAGCAUCGAAUAUUAUCGAUUUGUCGGCUCACAUGAAAGGAUGGUUUACUAUAGAAGAUAAAAAGUUCAUGACCAAAAAACACGAGGCUAUUCUCCGUGUUCCAGAUCUUCCGGAAGACGUCAAUACGUUCAUCUCAACAGUAGAAGACAUGGUUCGCAGGAGAGAAGUGAAGAAAGCACACGGCAUGUGCUUGAAAAAGAUUGAAGAAUCCGACGAAAAAAGCUGUAUGUAUAAAGUCGGCAAAAUUUACAGCGAUUUCAUUUUUAAAAGCAAGAAUACGGACAAUAUUCUGAGCUGUGGAGGCCAUAACGAAUCCACAGAAAUAGAUGCCAUAUUGAAGGCAUGUUGGUAUAUCAUUGAGGCGCUGAUGGAAGGUUCCCAAAUACAUUCAAAAUGGGGUGAGUCGUUUUGCCCGCCGAGCAGAAGUGAUGCUUACAGCAAAGGCCGCCGAUGUGACGUUCGGUUCUUGACAAGGUCGGGAAAAGACCUAGGAGAAUGGGAAUUUGCAGCGCGUGCUACAGCCGCUAAGGUCAUUGGUGACCGUUGUCGUUCGGCUCGAAUAAAUCAAUCCAUCUUGAACAACUUGUUGGGUUUUAACUGGAUGGACGAGCAGAUCGAUGGUGUUAACGUACCGUUCCUUCAAAUCGCUGGUACAAGUGGUCAAAUGCUUCUGAUAGACCUAACACAACAGUACUAUGUCGUAUUCCCAGGGGGCAGAUUUGAGCUGCCAACGAAUCUUCAGCAAAUCGGGAGGCUUAAAGGAUCUAUCCAGGUUUUGAAAUAUUGUAUGGACAUGUAUGGAGAAAGAGACAGAGCGAUCGAAAGCUUACAGAUUUAUUACCAUCCGUUCGAUGAAAUAUUUGGCGUCGACGAUGUCGUACCUACUCAUCGCAAAUUCCAACACAUCCGCAAGCCAUGGUGGACACAGAAAACCCAGCUGGAAUGCAGAGCCAACCAAACUUUAGAAUAA
This is a messenger RNA of Funneliformis caledonium, 1587 nucleotides long. NCBI's taxonomy places the organism in Eukaryota, Fungi, Glomeromycota, Glomeromycetes, Glomerales, Glomeraceae. The record is from the annotation of a GenBank genome assembly.